Messenger RNA from Ipomoea nil (Japanese morning glory), 2963 nucleotides. RefSeq lists its product as uncharacterized. The transcript is spliced from 3 exons. The record is from RefSeq and is a predicted model, not a curated record. The coding region runs from base 391 to 2946 and encodes 851 amino acids. Gene Ontology annotation, molecular function: zinc ion binding. Lineage: Eukaryota; Viridiplantae; Streptophyta; Magnoliopsida; Solanales; Convolvulaceae.
AAAAAAAAUUGUUCGCCUAGCCUUUUUAACAGGUAACCUUCAAGUUAAAGGUUAUAAGUUGGUGAUGUGGCAAUGACUUGGCUGCGACGUGUCAUGUUUUGUAGAUGUGGCAUCCAUUAACUAUUUACUGUAAUAACAACUUCGAAAUCAACUCUAAUUUCUGCGUAUUUCAAAUCAAAUCCCUAUCAAAGUUUGAAGAAACCUAAAUCCCAAAUCCCUAUCGCGACUUGAAGAAUCUCAUUCCCAAAUCCAUAAUCUCAAACCCAUCCCUAAUCUCUAGCUUAAGCCCUAAGCCCUAAUCUGUAAUUGUAGUUCGAAACCCUAAAUCCCUAAACCGAAAAGACUGGAAAGAAGACUGGAAAGAAGGCUCAAACCUCAAACCGAGUAAGGAUGACUAAUAGGGUGGAUUUAAUAAUUCAUCAUGGUGGUAAUUUUGUCAAAUCCCCUGCGUUAAAAUAUUUGAAUGGUGAAACAGAGGUACUGGAUGUGGACCCUGACUUAAUAUGUUAUCCCCACUUAAUGAAAUAUAUAUCAGCCCAAAGAUAUGGGAAAAUAGUUUCACUUACCUAUAAGUUGACCUCUGAACCCUUUACAGCUUUAAAACUCUUACAUAAUGAUGCUAGUAGUCUACAUUUAGCUAAGAUUGCUCGUGAAAAUCAAAAGUGUGAGAUAUAUGUUGAGCAUGGGGUAGAUGAGCCUGAGGUGGUUGGUUUAUGUUUGCCUGGGCCUAAGGAUGAUGGGAAUGAAGCUGGAUUAGUGGGUGAGGAAGAGGUGGCAGAAGCUGAUAUAUUGGGUGAGAGAUUAGGGGUAGAAGAUGAAGUAUUGGGUGAGGAAGGGGGGGCAGAAACUUCAGAAGAUGAGCAUGGUGGCAGUGAGGGUGAGGAAGAAGGGAGUGAAGUAGAUGCUGAUUAUAGUGGCAGUGAGCAUAUAAGUAGUGACAGUGAAGGUGAGGAGACUACAAAUAGGACUAAGAGGAAAAGGAAAAUAGGAGUACAAGCUGAACCUAUACCACAAUCUGUGCCCACAUCUGAAAAUCCUUUAGUAGAUGAGGCAGAUUCUGUGUACUAUGAUUCACAAAAUCCACCAACUGUUGAAGAAGACUUGGAGAAUGAGGAUGGGAAUGAGGUUCAAUCAAGGUACAAUGAUAAGUACCCUAAAUAUAACUCUAAAUCUGAUCCACCCUUUCUUGAAUUAGGCAUGUAUUUUGAUGAUAAUGUGCAGUUCAAACUUGCCAUGAUAAGUUAUGCUAUACACACCAAGAGGGAUUUAUUUUGGAAGAAGAAUGGUUUAAAGUAUGUUAGAGUGGAAUGUCUUGGAAAGGGGUGUGGAUUUCAUGUGAGUGCAGGGUGGGAGGAAAGAACAAAGUGUUUUCAAUUGAAAGCUAUUCAUUUAGAUCAUAAAUGCAACAGUCAAUUCACCUUAGGCAUUGUUAGUAAAAAAUGGUUAGAAUGGAAAUAUGAAGACAAGGUUAGGCAGAAUCCAACUAUUGGGUAUUCUGAGUUGAGCAAAGAUAUAAAGUCUGAGUUGAACCUCAAUGUCACUGUUAGUAUGUGCAGAAGGGCAAUUACUGGGAUUCUGAAGAAGCUUGACAUAGGGUAUGAGAGCCAGUUCAAAAGGAUUAGGGAUUAUGCACAAGAAUGCUUGAAUUCUAACCCAGGCUCUACUGUGAAGAUUCACACAACUAGCACUGUUCCUAAUUCACCCUUGGUAUUUCAGAGGAUAUAUGUGUGUUUUAAUGCAAUGAAGAAGGGUUUUCUAGGGGGUUGUAGGAAGUUUAUUGGUCUAGAUGGCUGCUUUCUGAAAGGUAAAUUGAAAGGUGAGAUCCUCUCAGCUGUGGGCAGAGAUGGGAACAAUCAAAUGUACCCAAUUGCCUGGGCUGUGGUAGAGAUUGAGAAUAACUCGUCAUGGAGCUGGUUUUUGAAUCUUUUGAAGACUGACUUGGAGAUUGAGGACAGCACUCAAUGGACUUUAAUGAGUGAUCAACAGAAGGGGUUAUCUACUGUAAUUCAGGAACUAUUCCCUGGUGUUGAGCACAGAAAUUGUGCUAGGCAUGUCCAUGCCAAUUGGAGUAAGACUCACAGAGGGAUGGUUCUAAAGGGACUGUUUUGGCAGAUUGCAAAGACCCCUAAUCAAGCACUACUUACAGAUAAGGUAAAAGCUUUACAGAAGGUAGAUGCUGCAGCUCUUCAUGAUCUCAAUAAGUAUCCUAUGAAAUUUUGGUGCAAAGCUUUUUUCAAAGAGGAAGUGCGAUGUGACAUGACAGACAAUAAUUUGAGUGAAGCAUUCAAUAAGACAUUGUUGGAUGCAAGGAGUAAGAAUAUCAUUCCAAUGCUAGAGGACAUAAGAGUUGCAAUGAUGAAGAGGGUUGCAAAGAAGAAAGCACUUGGUGAAAGAUGGAAUGGGAAUUAUGGCACUAUUAUUAUGAAGAAGUUGAAUGAAAACAUUAUUGGGAGUAAAGAUUGGGAGGUGGUUUUCAAUGGAGUUGAUGGAUAUGAGGUGAAAAAGGGAAGGUUUCAAUUCAAGGUCAAUUUAGAUUUGAGGACUUGUUCUUGUAGAAUGUGGCAAUUAACUGGUUUGCCAUGUCCUCAUUCCAUUUGUGCAAUAUUUCACAAGGGGGAUCAGCCAGAUCAGUACAUACAUAUAUGUUACAGUAAAGAGAUGUACAUGAAGACCUAUGAGCAUGUACUACAGCCCAUAAAUGGAGAACAAUUUUGGCCAAGGGCUGAAGGUGGUGAGUUACAUGCUCCAGUUCCAAGGAAGAUGACCGGCAGACCCAAGAAAAAAAGAAAGCUUGAACAUGAUGAAAAGAACAAGGAUAAAAACAAAAUAAGUGAAGAGGUUAGAAAGUUGUCAAGGAAGGGAAGGGUAAUGACCUGUCAGCUAUGCAAGGGGAAGGGGCACAACAAAAGAUAUUGUCCUACCCAACAAGGACAAGCUGGUGAUUGACUGUUUUGGCAGUGACU